GACGCCUUUUGCCCAGUCCCUUCUCACCUCACAUGUUCCUUUCCUUCCGAGACUUCUCUCUUCUUCAAGCUGUGUCGCCGCCGUCGAAUCUGCUCCAGUCGCCGUCCCCACUGCCCCAUCGCCGUCGCAACUCUUCUCUGCCAUCACAACUCGUCGAAUCGUCUCAUUGCCACUCCUCCGCAAAGCGUCUCCUUCAAGCCGCCUGUCGCUCCUCCUCCGCGCCGCCUCGCAGUCCACCCCCGUGCCUCCUCUGCAUCGGAAUCGAGCCUCGUCCGCGCCGCUCCUGGUCCCGAAACGCGCCACCUCCACCAGAUUCUCCCCGCAUAGGAUCGAACCUUGCAGGAAACAAUGAAUCCAUGAAAAAUCGGUUGUUGAGGAGGAACAAUGGCAUGGCUUGUGAUGAUCGCUUCUCUGAUUCUGGUUACAUGGAUCGUUUCACUCUUCACAAUCCUCAUUCUCUCGUUCUUCCCUUUCACCAAUCUUAGAGCUGCACCUCUUCGCAAGAGGAACAACGUCUUGCUCGUGAUCGCUCAUCCCGAUGAUGAAUCCAUGUUCUUUACUCCAACUAUUAAUUUUCUGACUUCAAGACGGCACAAUGUUCAAGUACUUUGCUUAUCUAUUGGUGAUGCAGAUGGUAAAGGAAAUAUCAGAAAAAAAGAGUUGUUUCAGGCUUGUGUAGCCCUCAAGGUUCCCAUGCAACAAGUGAAGAUUGUCAACCAUCCAGAUCUGCAGGAUGGUUUUGGUAAGGUUUGGAACCAUAGUUUAUUGGCAAAUAUUAUAGAAGAACAAAUAACCAGCCACUGCAUUAAUAUGAUUAUUACUUUUGAUAACUAUGGUGUCUCAGGUCAUUGUAAUCAUCGAGAUGUGCAUUAUGGAGUAAGCAAGCUACUGUAUGAUACUUUACAAAAGGAUAUCGAUGUCUGGGAGCUUGUUAGCACCAACAUAUUGCGAAAGUAUAGUGGUCCCAUUGAUAUCUGGUUGACCAUGAUUUGGGCCAUGCUUCACUCAAGUGGAACAAUACAGUACUUGGUAAACGAACAUCCACGUAGGAGCUAUUGUGCUAUGGCCCAGCACGCAAGCCAGUGGGUCUGGUUCCGCAAGCUUUUUGUUACUUUGUCAAGUUAUACGUAUGUGAACACUCUUAGAAAGAUACAACAUUGAAAGAGUUUUGAAGAUCAGUUUGGUAGCUGUAAUUGCUGCAAUAGUGUUUGCCAUCAUGAGGAGCGUGCAUGGAAGUUUUCUCUUGGUUCAAGUCAUAGAUUUAGCAUUUUUCACAUCCUUUCGUGUUCUUCAACAAAACCAGAGCUAAUUUUCUUCGAAUAUCCUAGAUGAUUACUUGAGUUUGUCAAAUGUCAACAGUGCUCAACAUCGCAGAUUUUGCUUUCUUAGUUUACAGAAAUUGGUAUUGAAGUGACACAAUGAAUGUUUCUUACAACUGAUAUAUUAUCAAUUAGCAAAUGGUUAUGAUCAUCCUUUA
Messenger RNA from Arachis ipaensis, 1477 nucleotides. RefSeq lists its product as uncharacterized. NCBI's taxonomy places the organism in Eukaryota, Viridiplantae, Streptophyta, Magnoliopsida, Fabales, Fabaceae. The record is from RefSeq and is a predicted model, not a curated record. Gene Ontology annotation, molecular function: N-acetylglucosaminylphosphatidylinositol deacetylase activity. Gene Ontology annotation, cellular component: endoplasmic reticulum.